GUAUUGUUUAAGAUUUACUCGAUGAACGUUCUCUGUUAUCGUUCAAAAGAAGCUCAGAAAUGAAAGUUAUAAGCUUACUCGUGUUUGCAUUUCUAUUUGUCAAGAUAUCAGAAUCAUCAAGGAUUUUAUUUGUAUUUCCAAGUCCAAGCAAAUCGCAUCUUAUUGUAGUGAAAGGAUUAUCAACAACAUUAGCUGAACGUGGACAUGAUGUAACAGUCGUUAGUCCAUUUCCAUUAGAUAAGCCGAUGAAAAAUUAUCGCGAUAUCAACGUUGAAAUUCCACAAGAUGAAAUGGAAAAAUUCAACACUUAUGUGAUUAAUAAUCCAAAGCCAAAUAUGUUUAAGUUGAUGCCUGCAUUAUUUUCAAUUUUAUUUAAAAUGAGUGAUAAUAUGUUUGAGUCGGAGGAAUUUAAGAAAGUGUUAGAUGAAGAAAAAUUCGACCUUGUCAUUAUUGGAAUGUUUUUCAACAAUUAUUUGCUUGGGAUUGGUGACCAUUUUAAAUGUCCAACAAUGAUUUUAAGUGUGACUGGAACAAUGACAAUGUUAAAUGUUCUUGUGGGUAAUCCUUUGGCAGUGACAUCUGUUCAACAUUCUUUCUUUGAGUCGGGUAACAUGGGAACCUUCUCAAGUCGUGUCGCUAACUUUUUAUUACAUGGUAGUGACUAUGGAUUUAUAGCUCUUUGCGAUUACCUAUUCAAGGAUCGUUACAAUCAAUACUUCCCUUCAGAUCGUUACAUUUCAUACGAAGAAGCUAAGAAGAACAUUUCAAUGAUUCUUGUAAAUACUCACUUUAGUCAAACUUAUAUUCGACCUUUUGUACCAGCGAUGGUAGAAGUCGGUGGAUUACAAAUAAAACCAACACCAGAUAAACUUCCAGAGAAACUUGAGAAAUGGCUUGAUGAAGCUUCACAACAUGGAGUAAUCUUCUUCAGUUUAGGGUCUAAUGCAAAAACCUCUUUUCUACCCACAUAUAAAAUUGAAAUUCUUUUAAAAGUUUUUUCGCAACUCAAACAACGUGUAAUAAUGAAAUGGGAAUCCGAUGAACUGGAGGGAAAACCAAACAAUGUUUUAAUCAGUAAAUGGCUUCCCCAAGAUGAUAUUUUGGCUCACCCCAACGUAAGAAUGUUUAUCUCUCAUUGCGGUCUUGGAAGCGUUGUCGAAGCAAGAUAUCAUGGGGUUCCUGUGGUUUCUAUGCCACUUGGAAUAGAUCAAAUAAAAAAUGCUGAAAACAUCGUUAACGAAGGAUGGAGUGUUAAAGUUGACUUCAAGAAUCUAAACGAAAAAGAUUUAUUUGAUGCUAUUAAAGAGAUUCUAAAUGACCCGAGAUAUAAUUCAAAAGCAAAAACACUUUCAGUGCUUUAUAGAGAUCGUCCUACUUCUGCUAGGGAAAUUGCUUCCUACUGGGUUGAAUAUGUUAUCAGACAUCGUGGAGCUCCCCACAUUAGAUAUCCCGGAACGGAUCUUAACUUUUGGCAAUAUAACUCAAUUGACGUGAUUUUGUUUUUGUUGAUAAUCGCCUACGUACUUUUUAAAAUUUUUAUUGUUGUGAUGAAAAUGUUGAUGUCAAAAAUUUUCAAACAAAAGAAAAAAUCAAAAACAAAUUGAAUUUUGGUACAAAGCAAUUAUUUAUGAUUUGAAAUAAAGAAAAUAAGAAAUGUGAAGCCUUACUUAUGAGGCAUC
Clunio marinus is the source of this 1679-nucleotide messenger RNA. Lineage: Eukaryota; Metazoa; Arthropoda; Insecta; Diptera; Chironomidae. The record is from the annotation of a GenBank genome assembly.